GAGAAAGGAAAAACGGGCUCUCUCUUUUAGUAUAAGCCACGGACGCUUUCAUCUCUCAUUCAAUGCUUUACCGAACUCCCCACCCUUUUUCCUUCCAUUUUCACCCGUUUCCCUCUGCAACAACCACCACCACCACCACCACCUCCUCUCCUUCCCCUCUUCAGAAAAUGGAAUGCGUUGAAGCCGCUUUGGUUAACAGUGUUAAGACUGAGGCUCCGGUUAAAUCGAGUCCCCAAGCGUUUUUGGAUGACUUGUGGGCUUUGAAUGCGCAAAACGGCGGUUCGAGUGGUGACUUUUUCGUGGAUGACCUGUUGGACUUCUCGAAUGAAGACGGACUUGUAGAGAAACAAGAAGCAGAACACGAGGAAGAAGAAGACAAAGUUUGGGUCUCGCUUAAGGCGAAAGGAGAAAACCCAGAAGAAAUUCCGAGCAACGAAAGUGCCAAUUACGAUUUUGGGUCUGUAGACAGCGAGCUUGGUGUUCCGGCGGAUGAUAUGGCUAGCCUUGAAUGGCUUUCUCAUUUUGUGGAGGACUCUUUCUCGGAGCCCUCUGCCUCGUACCACAUCGGAAUUUUGCCGGAAAAGCCAAAAAUUUCAGUUCCCGAUGGAAUACAGAGUAUACCAGAAACAAAACCGCCGGUUUCUGAAACCGACACAUGUUUCAAGACUCCUCUUCCAGCAAAGGCGAGAAGCAAGCGCACGCGAAACGGUGUCAGAGUGUGGUCUCUGAGGUCCCCAUCUUCACUGACAGAAUCUUCGUCAUCCAGUUCGUCGUCUUCGUCUUCUUCUUCCUGUCCUUCAAGCCCCUGGUUUAUCUACACCAACCCGGGUUCAAUUCUCGAACCGCUUGAACCUAUAUUCGCAAAACCUCCGGUUAAGAAGCAAAAGAAAAAACCAGCGACCGAGCCCGGUAGUGGCGGUGCACAGCCUCGUCGGUGCAGCCACUGCGGUGUUCAGAAGACUCCACAGUGGAGAGCCGGUCCACUUGGGGCUAAGACCUUGUGCAACGCAUGUGGGGUCCGGUUCAAGUCGGGCCGGCUCUUACCCGAAUACAGACCCGCUUGCAGCCCGACUUUCUCAAGCGAAUUGCACUCAAACCACCACCGUAAGGUCCUGGAGAUGAGAAAGAAGAAUGAAACUGUGGAUCAGGCUGAGUCCGGUUUGGCUUUGCCCAGUUUUUGAAGACGAUAAGAGUAAAAACAGUAGAACAAUUAGCGAGUGAACCGGGUUGAUUAGAAUCCGGUUGGAGAGUGGUCCGUCCGAGUUAGAUUGUGGUUCGGCUCAAUUAGUGUACAAACUUUUUCGUGGUGGGUGCGGUAGGUUUUUCUAGGUGUGUAACUGAUUAAGGGUGACUUUAAUAUUGUACGCUUUUUUAUUAAUUUCUCUUCUUUCAAAAUUUAGUACUUUUAAUUUUUUCCAACAGCGCUGAUCAUUACUCGAGAUGUAUGUAUACGAUUUCAUAUAGAUCAUGUAGAA
Messenger RNA from Tripterygium wilfordii, 1475 nucleotides. Its product is annotated as GATA transcription factor 5-like. Bases 63 to 1181 code for a protein of 372 amino acids. The record is from RefSeq and is a predicted model, not a curated record. Gene Ontology annotation, molecular function: zinc ion binding; sequence-specific DNA binding. Lineage: Eukaryota; Viridiplantae; Streptophyta; Magnoliopsida; Celastrales; Celastraceae. Gene Ontology annotation, biological process: regulation of DNA-templated transcription. The transcript is spliced from 3 exons.